Messenger RNA from Onychomys torridus (southern grasshopper mouse), 1459 nucleotides. RefSeq names its product chromosome 2 C8orf89 homolog (gene C2H8orf89). The transcript has 6 exons. The record is from RefSeq and is a predicted model, not a curated record. The coding region runs from base 703 to 1380 and encodes 225 amino acids. Lineage: Eukaryota; Metazoa; Chordata; Mammalia; Rodentia; Cricetidae.
ACUCUGGUGCCUUGGGUCCGGCACCUGAAGAAGCCCAUCUCCUCGGUGCAGCUGCGGGGACGUUAAUGGCUGCAGAAGUUAAAUUCAGGGAAAGGGGCACGGAUCUCAUCACUGAACCCUGCCAUCGCAUGGGAAGAAAGAACAUGUGAGACUAAAUUCAUACUAGCAUAUCCAUCUUUGACCAAGAGUUUCCUAAGUGCCGUGCGAAGACACAUUGCAAACUGCCAUUGACCUGUGAAAGCCGCUAGAAAACUUGCCAUCUAUCUGAGAUAUGCUAAGGAAGAGUGAGCUGCUGAGGGGUGGAGCUUCCAAGCUAGACCAGCUCAGCUCUGGGGCAGAAUUCCCAUUGCUACAUAGUUAGAGACUACAGCCCAAGAAGAUUGCUAGACUGUGCCUGUAACUCUGAAACCCCAGGCCAGGCAGAGGUCAGUGGGAAACUUCUGUGUUUAGCAAAGUAUCCCCUGCUGAAACAACAGUUGACUCCUGGAGGCAGCGCUCUCUCCAAGUCACUUGAAAGUUAGAAGUGAUGUAAAGAAAUUAACCACAAUCGGGAGACACAGCAAAUGCAGUUACCGGCAUAUUUGUGUAGGGCAGCAGCUCUGAGGCCCCUCGGGCCCAGCAACACUCCUGACAGUAGCAACAACAGAGAGCCAACGGAGAGAUGUGCUGAGGAGUUGGCACAGGAGCCGGCAGAAGGAAAGGAUGUCUUGCAACUGCCCGAGAGCUGCCACUGGAGAAGUGCAAGGGGGCGCUGCGGUGGGAGCCAUCUUGAGAAGGUCCCAGCAAGCGGCUGCUGAGAAAAGAAAAGGCUGUCCGUCCGUCCGUCCCCCAGCUUGCUUCUUUCUAAGGAGCUCAAAGUCCAAGAAGAGCGUGUCCUUCUCAUCCGGGCUACUGAAAGAAGAGAAAAUGGCAAUACUAUCUCCUGAGAUCAAAUUUGAGGCUUCCAAAGUCAGUAGACAUUCCUUGGACAACUGCUUUCUGUUUGAGAGUAGUUGGAGGAAAGCACUUUUGGAAACCCAGAAGAUGAGGAAAGCAUUUGGUCUAGAAGAGCCCAAAGAAUGUCUCAAAAUGCCGUAUUUGCCAGAAUUGCCAAGUUGCCCAAAGAACUUAAAUUCAACUACACUUGAGAUUCAUAAGCACCUUCUGCACGCUGAGACGGAGAUCCCUCCUAUCAGGAUUAAGAAGACCAAAGAGCCGUGCAGUGUGCCAGCACUUCAGGAGAAGUCAAAAGGUUCUGUCUUCAGUGACCCUUUCACAGGAGCACCCUCUCAGUUUCUACAGAGACUUUCCAGAAUGGCCAUAUUGGAAUAUGACACCAUUCGCCAGGAAACACACAAGAAGGCAAAGCGAGGCAAGAAGCGAGAUCUCCGAGACUGCUGACAGGUCUCCCCGGGGCUGUGGCUCACAUUUGCCAUGUUUCUUUUUCUUUCUUUCAUUCUUUUUUGAUAUGUGAUAUAAU